Amyelois transitella is the source of this 2668-nucleotide messenger RNA. It is a transcript of the gene ChT, whose product is annotated as high-affinity choline transporter 1. Gene Ontology annotation, cellular component: plasma membrane. The record is from RefSeq and is a predicted model, not a curated record. Lineage: Eukaryota; Metazoa; Arthropoda; Insecta; Lepidoptera; Pyralidae. The transcript has 10 exons. Gene Ontology annotation, molecular function: choline:sodium symporter activity. The coding region runs from base 112 to 1893 and encodes 593 amino acids. Gene Ontology annotation, biological process: transmembrane transport; choline transport; acetylcholine biosynthetic process.
GAAUUGUGAAUGAGAUAUGGAGGGAAUCCUUUGAGUGCCGGUGAGGAGCGGGCGUCGGGCGCACGAGACUGACAAUUUUUUAACAAGAGACUGCUCGCAGUAUCCACCAAGAUGAUCAACUGGGGCGGCGUGGUGUCCAUCGUGCUGUUCUACGUGCUGAUCCUGGCCGUGGGCAUCUGGGCCGGGAGGAAGAAGCCGCCAGGGAAUGACUCCGAGGAGGAGGUCAUGCUGGCUGGACGCUCCAUCGGGCUGUUUGUGGGCAUCUUCACUAUGACAGCAACAUGGGUGGGCGGCGGCUACAUCAACGGCACGGCGGAGGCCAUCUACACCCAGGGCCUGGUCUGGUGCCAGGCGCCGUUCGGAUACGCGUUGUCGCUUGUCUUUGGUGGUAUAUUCUUCGCGAACCCCAUGCGCAGACAGGGUUACGUGACCAUGCUGGACCCUCUGCAGGACUCCUUCGGCAGCCGCAUGGGGGGCCUGCUCUUCUUACCAGCCCUGUGCGGAGAAGUGUUCUGGGCAGCGGGGAUAUUGGCGGCCCUGGGCGCGACCCUAGCCGUGAUCAUCGACAUGGACCACCGGACAUCCGUCAUCUUCAGCGCGUGCGUCGCCGUCUUCUACACGCUCUUCGGCGGCCUGUACUCCGUGGCGUAUACCGACGUCAUCCAGCUGUUCUGCAUCUUCAUCGGCCUCUGGAUGUGCAUCCCCUUCGCCUGGGCCAACCCCCAUGUCAAACCCCUGGGCUCCAUGGAGGUGGACUGGAUAGGCGAGGUGGAUCCGGGGUCAUAUUGGUUUUACGCCGAUUAUGGGCUGCUGCUCGUGUUUGGAGGGAUUCCUUGGCAGGUAUACUUCCAACGCGUGCUGAGCAGCAAGACGGCUGGUCGCGCGCAGAUCCUGUCGUACGUGGCCGCCAUCGGCUGCAUAUUCAUGGCCAUCCCGCCCGUCCUCAUCGGAGCCAUCGCCAAAGCCACUGCCUGGAACGAGACAGCAUUCGAAGGGCCCCUGACUCCAAACGGGGAGCUGACCUCCGAUCAGACUUCCAUGAUCCUGCCGCUGGUGCUGCAGCACCUCACGCCAGACAUCGUGUCGUUCUUCGGUCUCGGAGCCGUGUCGGCUGCCGUCAUGUCUUCAGCAGACUCUAGUGUGCUUAGUGCUUCAUCUAUGUUUGCCAGGAAUGUGUACAAGCUGAUCUUCAGACAGAACGCGUCUGAGAUGGAGAUCAUCUGGGUGAUGCGCGGGUCCAUCCUGGUGGUGGGGGUGCUGUCCACCGUCAUGGCGCUCACCAUCCCCUCCAUCUACGGCCUUUGGUCGAUGUGCUCGGACUUAGUGUACGUGAUCCUCUUCCCCCAACUCCUCAUGGUGGUCCACUUCAAGCGGCACUGCAACACGUACGGCUCCCUCGCCGCCUACAUCGUCGCCCUGGUGGUGCGGCUGUCUGGUGGGGAGAAGCUGCUGGGGCUCCCCCCGCUGAUCCACUACCCAGGGUGGGACCCGGAGACGGAGACGCAGAUGUUCCCCUUCAGGACCAUGGCUAUGGUGUUGUCGCUGUUCACUCUGGCCUUCAUCUCCUGGCUUUCCGUGUUCUUAUUCAACAACGGCUACCUGAGUCCCGAGUCAGACUACUUCAACUGCGUCGUGAACAUCCCUGAAGACAUCCGGCGGGUCGACGAGCCCUCCGAGGCAGGGGAGCAGAUGUCUGUCCUGUCCGGCGUUCCGGGCCGGCUGUACGGCGCCGCGUCCACCCUCGUCGGCCCGGACGAGAAGGCCGGCAGGGUCAACCCGGCCCUGGAACCCGACGACGACCUGGACGACCCAAAUGACGGCCCCACCCCCCUCUUCGGCGCCAGCUCGGCCCCCCCGCCGGUCCAGCCGAGGGGUAAACAAACAGCUUUCUGAGAAGCCGAGUACGAGCUCCGCUAAACGCCCGUAUUUUAUAAAUAUUUUACAUUUUACAGCACUGCCAUGUUUAUAUGCUUCGCGGUAGUUAAUUAGAAAUGAUCGUGAAAGAAAUAUUUGGUAGGUCUUUAAAGCAAUAAUGUUGGUUUAUUAAGUGUGCGACCAGCGCGCGACGCCGUUAUUAUCGCGCGAAAAACUAUCGCUGUCCCGUUUCACGUCAUAAUGAAAAACGAAACAGCGAUAGUUUAUAGCUAUUGGCCCCGCAGAUUGACAGAAAAGACCUCAGGAAUAAACAGGGGUAAACGGAGACGUGGUACGGAGAGACAAAUUAUUUUAUUCAUUCGGUCGGAUGGAUAAACAUUUUACGUCUUUGUUUUACUGUACAUUCUGUGUUUUUUUUUGUUCUUUAUAUCAUGAAUACUCGGCAGUAAAAUACGAAUUCGAUUUAAACGAAUAUUGGAACUGCGCCUUAUAAACAUGGCACUGCGACGUUUCGUACAUCGAAAUGACAGUUUGAACUUCAGUAUUUUUCGACUUAGAAUAUUGUGCUCAAACCUUUAUACAUAUCGCCAUAUCUUCCGAUACACAGUUUUGUAUUUUUAUGUGUAAUUAAAGGGCGUUAGCGGACUCUAUUUUGAUGCAAGCAAUAGAUUAUAUUAAAAUACUAUAUUAUAAAGAAUUUAUGUAAAUUUAUUUUGUAGAAAGUCAUAGUUACGUACUAAAUCGUGCUAAAUAAUGCAACUCAUACAUAUCAAAGUGUGACUCUUAGUUAUUG